AUGCCGCCGCCAGAUGCUCCCGUAGUUGAGGUAAGUGGGCUGAUCUGGAGUGCUCCCAUGUUGCUGGGCCCGCAAGCAGCGAUUCAUCCGCCAUGUCAGGGGCUCGCAAUUCUGUGCAGAGAGGCGUGUCGGGUGCGCGCAGCUGACCAUCUCCUCUCGUGAUCACAGAGCUACGUGGAAGACAGUAUGGAUGAGGACUCUCUCUCCUCGCUCGGUGACUAUGACGAAGGCGCCAUGGAUGACACAGCUUUCAUGUCGGACCUGGGAUCUGGGUCGGAUGUAGGCUCUGAAGGAGAUUUGGACACCGAAGCUGAAGACGUGGACGAGGGCGAUGUAGAUGGCGAAAUGGACGUGAUGGGCGACUCUUUCAUUGGACCUGGCUCUCAGAGCGGAGCUAAUAAACGCGGAGAGGUCGAAAGUUGGUGCCGGUCGCCGAAGGCCAUCGUGACAGCACAAGAGAAGGAAAUCACGCAGAUUGAGAACAUGUUCGCCAUCAAGGUGAGUAUUUGGUUGCAACAAGGCAGCCAGCAAUGAUACCGUCAGCCUGGGAGGCCUCCCUCGAUCUCCUCGCUUUCCAAAAGCUGUGAGGUACAUGCUGGUCAAGCUUGACUGAUCACUUUUCCUGCGCUCACAGACUACCGAUGCGGCGAUCCUGCUCCGACACUUUUCUUGGAACAAGGAAAGGCUCAUCGAACGCUACAUGGAUGAUCCAGACUCGGUCGCGUCUGCUGCGGGGAUCUUGACUGCCGAAGGAUCCUCAUCACGCAUCUCUCCACGGAAGGACUUCACUUGCGAGGUCUGUUUCCUGUCGAGCGAGGACAUGCCAGGGGGAACGAUGGAUACGCUCGCGCUCAGCUGUGGCCACCGCUUUUGCACGGACUGCUACGCGAGCUACUUGACGCAGAAGAUCGGGGGCGAAGGGGAGAGCAGGCGGGUGCAGUGCUUGCAAGAAAAAUGUGUACUCAUUGUCGAUGAGAACACGGUCGGACUCGUCGCCGAGCCAGAUGUCUACGAAAGGUGAGCUGAGGCUGGUUUCUGAGCCUCAAAGUGGCGAGGCUUGCUACUAACAUGCAGUCGUGUGCGCAGAUACAAGAGGCUGCUCAAUCGAACCUACGUAGACGACAGCGCCAUCAUGCGAUGGUGUCCCGCGCCAAAUUGCGAGAAUGCCAUCGAAUGUCAUGUACCAGCGAAGGCUUUGCGAACGGUGAUUCCAACAGUCACCUGCGACUGCGGCAAUGUCUUCUGCUUCGGAUGCGGCUUGGCGUCUCACGCGCCCGCCAUUUGCCCAGUCACGAGACUUUGGUCGAAGAAAUGCGAGGAUGAUUCAGAGACCGCCAACUGGAUCUCUGCCAACACGAAGGAGUGCCCCAAAUGUGAUAGCACGAUUGAGAAGAACGGAGGGUGCAACCACAUGACCUGUAAAAAGUGCAAGCACGAGUGGUGUUGGAUUUGCUCAGGCCCGUGGUCAGAGCAUGGAAAUUCUUGGUACAAUUGCAAUCGCUUCGACGAAAAGAGCGGUCAACUUGCAAGACAUGACCAGGCAAAAUCUCGAGCAUCGUUGGCCAGGUAUUUGCACGUGAGUAGAGCGCAGAGGGAAAGCUUCGUACCAUACUUACCUCGAGUCGCGUUGCACGAUGCAUUCAGUACUUCAACCGUUUCGCCAAUCAUGAGCAAUCUGCACGACUGGAUCAAGAUUUGUAUGGUCGCACGGAAAAGAAGAUGGAGGAGAUGCAACUCACCUCGGAUUUGACCUGGAUUGAAGUGCAAUUCCUAAAGAAAGCAGUGGACACUCUAAGCGAGUGCCGCAUGACACUCAAAUGGACCUACGCAAUGGCUUACUAUUUAGAGAAGGACAACAUGACGGAGCUCUUUGAGGACAAUCAGCGAGAUUUAGAGAGGGCUGUGGAAGAGCUCAGCGGAGAGCUCGAGAAACCCAUCGAGAAGGACACUAUUCCGGCAUUGCGCCAGCGCGUUACAGACUUGACUGUUUACGUCUCCAAGAGGCGCGACAUUAUGCUUAGCGAUACGUCAGAAGGUCAUCGAGAGGGCAGGUGGAAGUGGAAUGUCAGCCUCUGA
Ceraceosorus bombacis is the source of this 2076-nucleotide messenger RNA. NCBI's taxonomy places the organism in Eukaryota, Fungi, Basidiomycota, Exobasidiomycetes, Ceraceosorales, Ceraceosoraceae. The record is from the annotation of a GenBank genome assembly.